AUGAGCUACCUGGCAAUCGCCAAGCAAAAACAAGCUGAAUUGAAUGCUGCGAUACCAACAGCAUGGAAGCUCCCAGCUACAAUCCCACUGCUUACGCCUGCGGAAUCCAUCGCUGAACCGAAACGUUACGAAAAAACCAAUGUAAUGGAUAUUCCUCGUACUUGUGGACUUCUCACAACCAAGGAGCUGGAUAUCACCGAAAACUAUGAUAUACGAGGACUUGUACUGGCGAUGAAAGAAGGCAAAUUCAAAACUGAGGCGGUCAUUCAGGCAUUCUGCAAGAGAGCUGCAAUUGCCCAUCAAGUUACACGAUGUCUUACUCAGCCCCUCUUUGAUGCUGCAUUAAAGCGGGCGCGUGAUCUCGAUGACUACCUCGAUCGCACCGGUCACCCCGUUGGCCCAUUGCAUGGCCUUCCGGUCUCGGUCAAGGAUACAUUCAACAUCAAGGGCGUAGAUUCGAGCAUCGGUCUCUCUGCAUUGGCGUUCAAGCCCGCUUCGGCAAACGCUUCGCUCGUCGAUCUCCUCGAGAGUCUUGGUGCAAUUGUGGUGGCCAAGACAAACGUCCCUCAGACACUCGCCACUCUGGACAGUUGUAACCACCUAUUUGGGCGGACUCUUAACCCUCUAAACUAUCAAUGGACUGCAGGUGGAAGCUCUGGCGGCGAGGGUGUACUCGUUGCCAUGAGAGGUUCCAUGGUGGGAUUCGGGACCGAUAUCGGAGGAAGUAUUCGAGUGCCAGCAAUGAGUAAUGGAAUUUUUGGAUUCAAACCGAGUGAGGGGCGGGUUCCAUACGGUGGCAUGGAAAGUGGGCAAAUCCCUGGUAAGGGGAGGAUGAGUAUUCAGCCAGUUGCUGGUCCGAUUGCCAGAACAGUUGCUGAUUUGGGGGCUGUCAUGGCUGAGAUCGUGCCUCGUGCCGAACUUUUCGACGAAGACUGUAUUCCAGGUCAAUGGAACAAGCAAGCUCUAUCACCGGUCGCACCUACUACUCGGCGAAAAUUUACGAUUGGUAUCCUCAAAUCGGACGGACUGGUAACUCCCUUGCCACCUGUGGCUCGUGUCAUCGAUGAAGUCGCCCAGGUCUUACGUCAGACGCCUGGUGUCGAGGUUGUUGAUAUACCGACACCUCCUACGAUGAGAAAGUGCCAAGCAGUAGCUGGUAGACUCAUGGGUGUCGACGAUAAUUCAACAAUGAUGGAUCUCAUUGAAAGUACUGGGGAACCACUUAUCCCCUGGUUGCAGGGUCGGUAUGGACGUGGCAAGGCAUUGACUAUCAACCAGCUAGCAGACCUACACGCGCAACGCUCUCAGUUGGAGAAAGAGAUGAUGGAGAUGUGGACGCUUCAAGGUGGAAGUUCAUCCCGCGAAAGACGUGUGGAUGCAAUAAUUUGUCCAGUGGCACCGCACCCGGUCCCUGAGAUAGAUCGAUAUAAUGCAGUAGGAUACACCUCAAUGAUGGUGUUGUUGGAUUAUCCGGCUGGAACAAUUCCAGCGCGAAAGCUUGUUGAGGAAGAUUUGGAGGUGGAGCUCUCUUCACCAGAGCUGGGCAGCUGGGACAAGGCGAAUCGCAAAUUAUGGAAUGAGACUGAUCGCCGAGUGUAUUUGGAUUCGCCGCUCAGUGUCCAGGUGUUUACCCCGAAGCAGAGAGACUAUGAUCUAUUCCAGGCGAUGGAGCUUGUCGACGAUGCAGUGCAGAAGCGACCUACUACUGUCAACUCCAGGCUGUAG
Molecule: messenger RNA, 1725 nt
Organism: Penicillium verhagenii
Lineage: Eukaryota; Fungi; Ascomycota; Eurotiomycetes; Eurotiales; Aspergillaceae
Product: putative general amidase
Exons: 2
Coding region: 1-1725 (574 amino acids)
Source: RefSeq, a predicted model, not a curated record